AUGACCAAAUCAAAUCGUAUAAUUCCAAAUCAAUUAAAUAAUUUAUUAUUGCCUAAUUUUAUGCAUUCCGAUGAUUAUUAUGCUACAACAACGCCAACACCAAUAUCUACUUCUCCUACUACUACUACUAAUAAUAAUAGUACUACCGCUACUACUACUACUACUAUUCCUACUAGUAACAAUAUAAGUAGUAGUGAAAAUCAUCUUAAUCCUAUGCAUAAUGCUCCGAAUGGACACAAUAAGAUUUUACAUUUACAUGAAGAUAAUCUACAUCCAACAUCAUCAUAUCAAUCAGAUCAAAGUAUACAUAGUAGAUUGAGUCCAUUAUCUGGACCAAUGAAUGGUAUAGAUCCGUCUGGAUCACCGCCAACAAUUCAUUCACCAACAAAUGAAAAUAAUAAAUGUAAAAAAGCAAGACAUAGAACAACAUUUUCAGUUCAACAGCUGUCAAUAUUAGAAGCAGCUUUCGAUAAUUGCCCAUAUCCUGAUGCUGUGACACGUGAAGAUAUUGCAGCUAAAUUAUCACUUAGUGAAUCACGUGUACAAGUAUGGUUUCAAAAUCGUCGUGCUAAAUGGCGUAAACAAGAAGGUAGUCAAUUAUCAACUAACGGUAACAAUUCAAAUAAUAAUAAUACUUGUACUACUAAUACUACUACAACUACUCAUAAUACUUCUUCCACUGGUACCGCCAUUACUACUACUACCAAUCAUUUCAGUAGUAUCAUCACAUCGACAACAUCAAUGACAUCCUCUUCGUCCACAUCAUCAUCUUCAUCGAAUUUAGUAAUUACUGAAAAUGAUGAAGAAGAUUUACGAAUGAAUACAACAAAUUUUUUAGAAACACCUUUUUCAGCUACAACCACAACCACAACAACACCGACAGGUCGUAAACGAGUUUCCGGUUCAAGUGUACAACAUCAACACCAUCAUCAUCAGCAACAACAACAACAGAAAAAUAAUUAUUACAAUUAUAAUCAUUUCAAACAAAUCAGCACUGAUACAGAUAUCACUAUGCUAAAUUCCAUAUCACCACCAUCUUAUUUCAAUUUACCAUUUAUUACAAAUGAUCUUUUAAAUAAUUAUCAUCAACAAUUAGGAAAUUAUGCAUUACUUACUAAUCAUGCUAAAUAUCCCAACGCAUCGAAUUCCCCGCCAUUACAUAAUAAUGACCUUGAGAAUUGUUCCAAUCAAACAAAUCUGUUCAAUACAUUCAAUACAUCAUUAGAAUUCAUGAAUUCACAUUAUUUAUUAGAUAAAUCACGAAUUAAUAAAAAUACUCGUAAUAAUAAAUAUCAAUCAUUUCAUUCAAAUUUAAAUUGUCACAUGAAAUCACCUACAUGUGAAAAUAAUCUUCAACAGGAACAGGAACAACAAGAGCAUAAGCAUCAUCUUCACCAUCAUCAUAUGUCUGGUAGGAAAUCCACUCCAACUACUUGUAAACAACGUAAACAUAAUAACAACAGCAACAAUAAUGAUGAUGGUGAUCAUCAAAAUGAUAACAAUCAUGUCGAUGCUGUUGAUCAUGAUGAUGACGACGACAUGAAUAAUCAUAAGAAUAAUAGUAAUAGUAGUAGUGAUGACGCUGACGCUGAUGAUGCUGAUGACAAUGAGAUGGAUAAGUUUAAAACAAUUGAAUUGGAUCAAACUAAAACAAGAGAUUUACCAUUCUCUGUUCUAUCGUUAACCGCCAAUAAAAACUUCACAGUAGAUAAUAAUAAUAAUAAUGAUCAUAACAUCAAUGAUCAUCCAUCAUUAGACAAAUUUCAAUCCUCGUCAUCAGCAUCAUCAGUAUCAUCAACAUCGAAAUUGUUUUGUCAAAAUUUGUUAAAAUCUAUUAAAUCACUCCAUGAUAUGAAUACUGAUCAGCAUCAUCAUCCUGAAGAGAAACAUUCCAAUGUUUUGCAUUCAACAUUGAAUGAUGAGUUGAAUUCAUCAGUCAAUGAAUUAACCCAGGAGAAUAUUACAAAAUGUCUAUCGAAUAUCACUGAUUUUAACGCGUUUAUGAAUGCUAUAUUAAAAUCAAAAUUGAAUCUAUUAACUAGAACAUCAAUGUUAUCCGAUUGUAAUGGAACCACGACUACUACUACUAAUCGUGGUGUAACAUGUUCAACUACUAUGAAUAAUGAUAAUUCAACUGGUAAUGGUAUGAAUACUACUACUGAAAUUACUACUGAUAUGUCUAAUACUACUACUGGUACUACUACUAGUACUACUACUAAUACUAGUGUCAAUAACAAUAGUACUAUAAGUAGUAGUAGUAAUAAUAAUAAUAAUAAUAAUAAUAAUAAUAAUGAUAAUAGUGAUAAUGAUAACACUGUGAUUGAUAAUACCAUUCAACAGUCAAUUUUAGAAAAUUUAAUCAGUUCUUGUAAACAAUUCCCUUUGAAUUUACCUUCUUCUUCUUCUUCUUCUCUAAAUCAACCUGGAUUAGAUUUGAAAAUGGAAUUAGAUAUGAAUAAACAAAUUAGUGAGUAA
Molecule: messenger RNA, 2475 nt
Organism: Schistosoma turkestanicum
Lineage: Eukaryota; Metazoa; Platyhelminthes; Trematoda; Strigeidida; Schistosomatidae
Source: the annotation of a GenBank genome assembly